GACUUGCUCGGCCUGUGUGAGCAGAAAAGAGGGAAGGACAACAAGGCCAUCAUAGCGUCCAACAUCAUGUACAUCGUGGGCCAGUAUCCUCGCUUCCUCCGAGCCCACUGGAAGUUCCUCAAGACCGUCGUCAACAAGCUGUUUGAGUUCAUGCACGAGACCCACGACGGCGUGCAGGACAUGGCGUGUGACACCUUCAUCAAGAUCGCCCAGAAGUGCCGGCGUCAUUUUGUCCAGGUCCAGGUGGGCGAGGUGAUGCCUUUCAUCGACGAGAUCCUCAACAACAUCAACACCAUCAUCUGUGACCUGCAGCCGCAGCAGGUCCACACGUUUUACGAGGCCGUUGGCUACAUGAUCGGAGCUCAGACAGACCAGGCGGUUCAGGAGCUUCUCAUAGAGAAGUACAUGCUGCUGCCCAACCAGGUGUGGGACAGCAUCAUCCAGCAGGCCACCAAGAACGUGGACAUCCUGAAGGACGCGGAGACGGUGCGUCAGCUGGGCAGCAUCCUAAAGACAAACGUCAGAGCCUGUAAAGCUGUCGGUCAUCCCUUCGUUGUCCAGCUGGGACGAAUUUACUUGGACAUGCUCAACGUCUACAAGUGUUUGAGUGAAAACAUCUCCUCAGCUGUCCAGACCAACG
Messenger RNA from Plectropomus leopardus (leopard coralgrouper), 640 nucleotides. The record is from RefSeq and is a predicted model, not a curated record. NCBI's taxonomy places the organism in Eukaryota, Metazoa, Chordata, Actinopteri, Perciformes, Serranidae.